UUUAAUAUUGUAUUAUCGAUAAUAUGGCAUAUAAUAUGGCACAUACUUCCCAUUCGCUGUAUUAAAUAUUAAUAUUAUUAUUAUUUAAUUACUAUUACCACUCGCCUGUGGUAGUGUAGUCGCGUCUAUAGAGUCGCGUUACUCGUUACUCGUCAAUAUCAUUUUAAACUGAUUACUGUUUCUCUGUUAGUCUCUCUUGUUCUCAUUGUCUUUUGUCAUUGCUUACCCCCUUGUGUCUACGCUCUCGACUCUACUUUACGCCUGUACUGUUGAUGUCUACUGCUAACGUAUUUUUACUAUAAUGUGUUCAAUCAUACAUUUUUUGGACGAAAAUACCGUGGAAACUGUACCAAGCAAAUGGUUUUUAAAAAAUAAAUGUGCCUGGCCCAAUAAUAAAAGCAAGCGACAUAUUGCAGAUAAAUCUUAUCCGAUCCCACAAUGUUUUAAGUGGUAUAAAGCUCGGGCAUUAUUAACGGACCUAGAACCAUUCUCUGAAGCGAAUAGAAAAUGCAAAAAAUCUUUAUACACAACCAAUUUAUCCUCUACUGAAACAGAAAAUGAAGUUAUGAACAAAAAUCAAAAAAAACCUAAAGAAAUGUUACAGUAUAAUUUGACAAAGCGUAAAAAAAUAAAAUUGACUGGAUACAAUGACAAUGACAAAUUUUCAGACAAUGAUACUGCAGACGAUGACGAUAACACAGUUCUUAAAGUACCAUCAUACGAGUCUGGUAAAAUAUCGAAUUUUUAUUUUAUUAUACCCCUUAAGUGGCCUCCAUACCAACAUUUGUUUUCUUACGCUUAAUAUAUAUAGGAACAU
This is a messenger RNA of Metopolophium dirhodum (rose-grain aphid), 817 nucleotides long. RefSeq lists its product as uncharacterized. The coding region runs from base 302 to 802 and encodes 166 amino acids. The record is from RefSeq and is a predicted model, not a curated record. NCBI's taxonomy places the organism in Eukaryota, Metazoa, Arthropoda, Insecta, Hemiptera, Aphididae. The transcript is spliced from 3 exons.